Messenger RNA from Cucurbita maxima (winter squash), 1461 nucleotides. RefSeq lists its product as uncharacterized. The record is from RefSeq and is a predicted model, not a curated record. Bases 19 to 1116 code for a protein of 365 amino acids. The transcript has 10 exons. NCBI's taxonomy places the organism in Eukaryota, Viridiplantae, Streptophyta, Magnoliopsida, Cucurbitales, Cucurbitaceae.
CCAUUUUCCAACCCUGCCAUGGUUUCUGUGCUUCAGCGACUACGGGGAAGGACAAUCUGCCCAUUCCCGCCAUGUUCGAGGCUUAGGAGCUUCCGUUCUGAUGCUUCCUUGGAAGCCAUAGCCAAAGCUGCAGAAGACAGAGUUCCCAAUGUGGUGUUCUACAACUAUCCUUCGUUUUCUGGAGCUUUCUCAGCCCUCUUUGCACGCAUGUUUCAUACUCGUCUUCGUCUCCCUUGCCUCAUUCUGCCUUUCUCUUCCGCUGUUCCUUUCAGGAUCGAGGAUUUGUAUGUUGAAGGGCUUGAGCGAUGCUAUUUUCUUGACUUUUUGGGUCCGAAAGGAUUUGCUGCCGCGGUUUCACGUCGAGCCACUUGUGAGGUCGUAUGUUUUGAUCAUCGUAAAUCAUCACUUCCACAUACUAUCCCUACGGAAGAUCGCCCUAAGAAUCUGUCAAUUCGCGUAAAUCUUGAGAAGAGUAGCUCUACAGCUGUGUAUGAAUAUUUCUCCUCCAGACUUAAGGAUAUGGAAACUCCUUGUGAUCCUGUUGCAGACCUUUUAGAACUGAAGGAUAGAAGCCGAAUUGAAAUGGUUCUCAAGUACAUCGAGGAUGGGGAUCUUCGAAGAUGGAGCUUACCUGAUAUUAGGGCAUUUAACAUUGGAUUCAGUGAGUGGCGAUCGAAAUUGAACUGUAUCACUAAUCCAUACAUCUAUGAACAGUUGCUGGAGAUGAAUUAUUUGGAAUUGAUUGCUAAGGGAACUGACUUCAUCGCUUCUCGUGAAAAUGUUGCAAAACAAUUCCUAGACAAGGCUUUUAAAAUUCAUCUGGGGAGGGGAUUUUAUGGCGAGUGUCUGGCAGUAAGAGCAGAUGGGAAUGCCAACUUGAGCGAUGAAAUUGGGAAGCAACUGAGUUUGAGAAGUGCUGCAGCUGGAUUGAGGCCUAUAGGUGCUGUCAUAUACAUGCAACGAAAAAAUCUUAAAAUGUGUUUGAGGACUACGGAUGGUGCUACCGACACAUCUGAGGUCUCCAAAGCUUAUGGUGGUGGGGGUUCGCCAAGUUCAAGUUCUUUUAUGAUCAGGAUGGACGAGUACAAUAAAUGGCGAGUGGUGAAUUCAUCCUGACAAACUCGGGGUCAACAACAGGUGGAGCAAAGAGGGGAUUCUUUAAUCCCCAUCUCGGCAUGGACAUCUCGACAUGGACAUCUCGACCUCAUUCCGACCACCAUCCCCACAGCUAAGCAUAUCUAACUAUGAAGAUCAUACGAUUAAGUCGUCGAAUAAGUAAGUGCACCUUGUAUUAUCAAUUCUUUUAAGUUUUUCUAAAAUAUAAUUUCAUAUUCUUACGAUCAUUCUCAUUAAGGCGUGGUUUCAGUUUAAUUAUGUAUUCUUAUUUUAUUGGGGUCAUAUGCCCACUUGCUCCACCUUGAUUCGUUCCUAAACCAAUUCCUAUUGUGAGAUAUUUUACUA